AUGACUCAUUUCAAUAAACUUUCUGCAUUAGAUAGUCUGUUUGAUGAAAAUGACAAUAUUUCAAAUUUUAAAUUAUCACCAUCUACCUCUUUAUUGUCUAAAGAAAAUGUGUCCAUUAAUGAUAAUAAAAAAAUAUAUGGUACAAAUGGUUUAGCAUCAUACGUUAAUAAGAAGAAAAAAUUGUCGUUCUUUAACUUUGAUAAAAAUGAGAAAAAAAGAGUUAAAGAUGAUGUUAUUAGAACUUUCUCGAAAAGAGGCACAGAAACGAAAAAAAAAUGGUUAAAUUUACUUGAACAAACUUCAAUUAGAAAGACAUUAGCAAAUGGGAAUCCAUCUUCAAAGAAAUCAAUCAACAGUCCAUAUAGAACAAAUUCCACAAGAGAUUCAUUUAGAAUUUUCUUUGAUAAUUUUAAAGAUACUUCGACAAGGAGUUCUUUGAACUCAAAGAGUAAACAUACCAAGUCAAUUGAUGAAAACAUUUCAAAGGAUAAUCUUAAGAAUUGGGAUCAUGAUGAUUCCACUGAUCAUAUAUUCAAAGAUGCAGUGGAUUAUAAUCUUCCAGUCGCACCACAGCUAGUAAAUAUUAGAGAUAUCGAACACGGCUUAUUUCACAACGCAACAGUUCAAUCUACGAGUGGUAUUGAUAAUACUGAAACUUCGACAGACAAGAAAGAUCAAUUAACUUUAAAAAACAAUACAAUAAAUAAAAUAUCUGAUAAAAAAGAAGAGUCUUGUGUUAUUAAUAUCAAUGAAACAGAGAGUGGCGAAAUAGAACAAUUUCAAGAUUCCUUGCUUAGAAGUUCUGUGAUAUCUGGCUCACCAUUAAAACGUAAAAUGAUAGAGAUGGAUGCUAGAGAUCCAUAUAAAUUUGUUUUCGAAACUCCAAAUAAAUAUAGUCCAAAUUCUGAUUUUGCUGACAAAGAACAAAUAAUGGAUAAUUUAAAAUCAGUUUGGAGAUUAUUAUCUACAGAGAAUGAUGAAAGAAAUAAUACAUUUAUUUCUACAGUUGAUAUUCAAGAAUUAAGUGAAAUGUUAAUUAAUGUAACAAUAACAAAAUUAGAUUAUCAUGAAAGAAAACUUAAUGAUUUAGAGAAGCAAAUAACAGAGAAAGAAGUUAAACAAAACUUUAAAUUCGUUUCAGAAGAUACAUUUAAUGAAUUAAAAAAAGAAAAUUCGGUGAAAGAGGCAACAAUUGGAAGGUUAGAACUCGAAAAGCAAUUAGAUAAGAAUAAAAUAGAUCAAUUAACAUCAAAUUUACGCAAACUAAAACUACAAGAACAAGCUAAAAAUGAAGCAACAAAUCAUAUAACGGCAACAAGAAAUCAUAAAACAAAAUUAGACGAAGCCAAAAUAAAAGAACUUAAAAAACAUUUAAAAACUUUAUCAUUUUUCAAGGAUAUUUCCAUUCAAUUCAUGAAAAAUUUAUCACAGAGAUCAAAAAAUGUAUUACCAUAUCAAACAAAUAAAACUUUUGAGGAUAAACUUGAACUAUUAAAUUAUAAUAUUUCACUUGAUCAAGAACUAAUAAAUGAUUUUACUAAUGAUAAAGAAUUUGAAAAAUCAAAGACAUUGAUAAGCCAGUUUUUUUCAGAAAAUACAAAUAUACACAUAUCAAAUGUACUUCUCAUUAGGUAUGGCCAAUUAUUUAGAGCAAAUAAAUUUUUAACGCAAGAACUUGCAAAAUUUAGAAACAAGACUCAAUUAAAUUUCCUACCCCAAAGUACAGCUGAGAAUGAUGAUACGCCAGAUCAAAAGAAGUUUAAGACACAAAGGCGAAUUGUCUCUACACUGCAUGAACAAAAUAAUAUUUUCGGGAACCAACAAAUUAUAGCAAGAUACUGA
This is a messenger RNA of Maudiozyma saulgeensis, 1842 nucleotides long. The record is from the annotation of a GenBank genome assembly. NCBI's taxonomy places the organism in Eukaryota, Fungi, Ascomycota, Saccharomycetes, Saccharomycetales, Saccharomycetaceae.